AUGACACAAAGGGUCUGUCUCUGUUCAGCGACGGUCCCUAAAACUCAUCGGAAGGAGGUAAUCUGUUUAGGGCCAUAAAUAUGUCACAUAAUUAACAGGGCGUACGUGCUUCAGUCUGUUCCGUUUGAUUUAUUUGAGCAACUGACGAAAGAGAUUUAUUUGGACAGCGAUGGAGAUGGAGCUAUCAACAGAUGUGGAGGAACUAUCAGAAACCCCUGAAAGUCAAGACAUUGAUUCAGACGACCUGCUGGAGUUGAAUCAGUUCGACGGACUGCCAUUUUCUUCAAGAUAUUACAAAUUAUUAAGAGAGAGAAAGUGUUUGCCGGUGUGGGGAGCGAAAUGCGAGUUUAUGGACAGCUUGAUCAACAGCCAGAUUGUGAUCGUUACAGGCACAGCUAAAUCAGGACAAAGCACCCAGAUCCCUCAGUGGUGUGCAGAGUUUUGCCUGUCUGCGCAGUAUCAGAACGGCAUGGUGGUGUGCACUCAGAUUCAUCAUCAGACAACAGUGGAGCUGGCCCUGCGUGUAGCUGACGAGAUGGAUGUGAACAUCGGCAAUGAGGUUGGAUAUAGCAUCCCGCUUCAGGCCUGCUGCUCCCCAGACACUGUACUCAGAUACUGCACAGAUGACGUACUGCUCCGGGAAAUGAUGUCAGACCCUCUGUUGGAGCAGUGUGGUGUGGUGGUCCUCGAUCAGGCCCAGGAGCGCACUGUCAGCACAGACCUGCUUCUCGGAUUGCUCAAAGAUGUGCUCCUGACGCGGCCAGAGCUUCGGUUGGUCAUCCUUAGCGCUCCACACUCCUCAGAGAAGCUGCUGAGACACUAUGGAACUGUUCCUCAGAUCCAGCUGGAAGGACCACAGCCGUGCGAAGUGCUGUUUGGUAGUGGGAGAGGAGGAGUGAAGGAUUACCUCUGCUCUGCUCUUAGACUCGCUCUGGAGAUACACCAGAAUGAAAACCAUGGAGACAUUGUGGCAUUUCUGGCAACUGAGCAAGAGAUUGAAUGUGCCCAUGCCAUUUUGCGGAGAGAGGGUGCCAAUCUCACUCUGUCUCAUGGAGAGCUGGUGCCUGUGUCUCUAUGCCCAAGGCAAGGAGACAGUCUCUCACUGCUGACUGAGGAGAGCAAGAGCAGGAGAGUCUUCCUCACCUGCAGCCCCAGCGAAGAUCUCUUCUGGGCGCUUCACACUAUUCGCUUUGUGAUUGAUGCUGGAGUGCAGAAAAGAUAUGUGUACAAUCCUCGAAUCAGAGCCAACUCAAUUGUAAUUCGACCAAUCAGCAAGAGCCAAGCUGAGAUCCGCAAACAACUCGCGGGCCCGACCGGCAAGUGUUUCUGUUUGUAUCAAGAGGACACAUCACUUCCUGCUGAAAGCGUCCCUCACCUUCUAGAGUCUGACAUCACUUCCACUGUGCUUUUCCUAAAACGCAUGGAAAUAGCUGGUUUGAGUCACUGUGACUUCAUUGACAGACCAGAUCCUGAAGGCCUCAUGCAAGCUUUAGAGGAACUGGACUAUCUCGCCGCAUUGGAUGAUGACGGAAAUCUGUCCGAGAUUGGAAUUAUCAUGUCAGAGUUUCCUCUGGAGCCACAGAUGGCUAAGACUUUGCUUGCGUCCUGCGAAUUUGACUGUGUGUGUGAAGUGCUGACCAUCGCUGCCAUGCUAACAGCUCCGAGCUGCUUCCUUACACCCCCCGUGGAAAUGAGACAGAAGGCCUUACUGUGUCAUCAGAAGUUCCAGCAUGCCGAGGGAGAUCAUUUCACUCUUAUUAAUAUCUUCAAUGCCUACAGAUAUGCAAAGGAUGGAUCAUACUCUAAAGUGGAGCAGUGGUGUGAUGAGCAUUUCCUCAGUCUGGCUGCUCUUCAGACAGCAGAUGCCAUACGCUCUGAGCUAACAGAAAUCCUGAAACGCCUAGAGCUGCCUGUGUCCUUACCCGCCUUUGGAUCUAGGAGCAACAGCUUAAACGUCAGACGUGCCCUACUAGCUGGAUUCUUCAUGCAGGUGGCGAGGGACAUCGACGGGUCAGGGAAUUACUUCAUGUUAACCCAUAAACAUGUGGCUCAGAUCCACCCGCUGUCCGGCUAUGGACUUGAGGUGAACAAGAAGAACCUGCCGGAGUGGGUUCUGUACCAUGAGCACACGCUGUCAGAGAACAACUGUAUCAGAACCGUCUCUCAGAUCUCAGCGCACGAGUUCAUUCAGAUGGCACCACAGUACUUCUUCUACAACCUGCCACCUAGUGAGAGUAAAGACCUACUGCAGCACACUAUAGAUCACGGUACAGCUGCUCCAUCUAAAGGCAAAAGAAAAUGCCAGACCUCCAGCAGUGCUGUCACUGAAGAGCAGACCCCCGAGCGCUGUACCAUACAGUAACUGAGAAAAUAAUACUCCUUCACACUGUUACAAUGGCAAAAAACAGGAUGCUUAGAUCCUGUGGGUCUGUUAGACAGUAGCCAUGCGACGUCUGAGGCACAAAGAGGAAUCUGAGCAAAUUAGUCGGACUGAUUAAUCAAUAAUGAUGAAAAGACGAGAUCAUGCAGACUGCUGCUUUAAUUCUAUGGGCCAUUUAGUUUGCCCGGUACAAUGCUUUUAAGCAACAGCAGUUUAACCAGUUGUCUUCACUUUGCUGAAUUGAUAGCAAUUGAAAUAACCUACUGCUGUGCAGUAGUUAAUGCAAAACUGUGUUUGACUUUAUAGUGUCUACAAUGUCUUUUAUAAGCUGUAGCUAUAUUUUCCUU
Messenger RNA from Danio aesculapii, 2727 nucleotides. It is a transcript of the gene dhx32b, whose product is annotated as DEAH (Asp-Glu-Ala-His) box polypeptide 32b. Gene Ontology annotation, cellular component: intracellular anatomical structure; spliceosomal complex. Gene Ontology annotation, molecular function: RNA binding. Lineage: Eukaryota; Metazoa; Chordata; Actinopteri; Cypriniformes; Danionidae. The transcript is spliced from 11 exons. The record is from RefSeq and is a predicted model, not a curated record. The coding region runs from base 170 to 2362 and encodes 730 amino acids.